CUUUGCUUCCCCCAACCACCAAAGGAAGGGAUUCUGAUCAUCUCUCCCCUUAUAAAUACAACCCCAUCAACAAACUUCUUGCAUCGAGUUGAUCAGCUUCUUUUCGUUAUUUCGAGAAAUCUAGAACUAAAGAACAUAAAAGAAGCAGUAUAAACUCAGCUCUAGCCAUGGCUGCCUCCUUCUCUGUUCCUUCAAUGAUAAUGGAAGAAGAAGGAAGAUUUGAAGCGGAAGUUGCAGAGGUUCAGGCAUGGUGGAAUUCAGAGAGGUUCAAGCUAACACGACGGCCGUACACGGCGAAAGACGUGGUGUCGCUACGUGGGAGCCUGAGACAAAGCUACGCUUCAAACGAUUUAGCUAAGAAGCUGUGGCGAACCCUCAAAACCCACCAAGCUAACGGCACAGCCUCGAGGACAUUCGGAGCUCUUGACCCUGUUCAAGUGACGAUGAUGGCUAAGCAUUUAGACACCAUUUAUGUCUCCGGUUGGCAAUGUUCUUCAACUCACACCUCCACCAACGAACCAGGCCCGGACCUCGCGGAUUACCCAUACGACACUGUUCCGAACAAGGUCGAGCAUCUUUUCUUUGCUCAACAGUACCAUGACAGGAAACAGAGGGAAGCCAGGAUGAGUAUGAGUCGAGAGGAACGAGCCAAAACCCCUUAUAUCGACUAUCUCAAACCGAUUAUUGCCGACGGUGACACCGGCUUCGGCGGUACCACCGCUACAGUGAAGCUCUGUAAGCUAUUUGUGGAACGCGGGGCAGCCGGUGUUCAUAUUGAGGAUCAAUCCUCUGUUACGAAGAAAUGCGGUCAUAUGGCGGGAAAAGUGUUGGUAGCGGUUAGCGAACACAUCAAUCGGCUCGUAGCGGCUCGAUUGCAGUUUGAUGUGAUGGGGGUUGAGACGAUUCUCGUGGCUCGAACCGAUGCGGUUGCAGCUACUUUGAUUCAAACGAAUGUUGAUAAACGAGACCAUCAAUUUAUUUUGGGGGCGACGAACCCUAAUUUGAGAGGGAAGAGUUUAGCCGGGGUUUUAGCAGAAGCCAUGGCGGCUGGAAAAACAGGAGCGGAGCUUCAAGCCCUGGAAGAUCAAUGGAUUUCCAUGGCGCAAUUGAAGACAUUUUCGGAAUGUGUAACGGAUGCAAUCAUGAAUACAAUCGCAACAGAGAGUGAAAAGAGGAGGAAAUUAGACGAAUGGAUGAACCAUUCCAGUUACGAGAAAUGUAUAUCGAACGAACAAGGACGUGAAAUCGCAGAGAAAUUAGGGCUGAAGAAUCUCUUCUGGGAUUGGGAUUUACCAAGAACUAGAGAAGGGUUUUACAGAUUCAAAGGUUCGGUCAUGGCGGCGAUUGUUCGUGGUUGGGCUUUCGCACCACAUGCAGACUUAAUCUGGAUGGAAACUUCAAGCCCAGAUUUGGUUGAAUGCACAACAUUCGCAAAAGGGGUGAAAUCCAUACACCCAGAAACAAUGUUAGCUUAUAAUCUAUCCCCAUCUUUCAAUUGGGAUGCAUCAGGAAUGAGCGAUAAGGAAAUGGAAGAGUUCAUCCCGAGGAUCGCGAGGCUGGGUUUCUGCUGGCAGUUCAUAACGCUGGCGGGAUUCCACGCGGAUGCGUUGGUGGUGGACACAUUUGCAAGAGAUUACGCGAGAAGGGGAAUGUUGGCAUAUGUGGAGAGAAUUCAAAGAGAAGAAAGAAACAAUGGGGUGGAUACAUUGGCACAUCAGAAAUGGUCUGGUGCUAACUACUACGAUCGGUAUCUGAAGACGGUUCAGGGGGGGAUUUCGUCCACCGCGGCCAUGGGAAAAGGGGUAACGGAAGAGCAGUUCAAGGAGUCAUGGACGAGGGAAGGGGCAGUGAACUUGGGAGAAGAAGGGAAUGUGGUGGUUGCCAAGUCGAGAAUGUAAUGACAUGAAGAGCAAAAGCAAAGGAAGUUCUAAGAAUAAUAAUAGUAUGGCGUUGGUGAUUUCAAUAUUUUUAUUGGUUAUUUGGGACAAUCUGUUUUUUUUUUUAUUAGUUUGGUUAUUUUUUCUUUCUUUUUUUUAAUUUGAAGUAUCAGCAUUAUGAAAUGUCAUUUUGUUGUAUUGUAUUGUAUUGUGUCCCAACUCCUCCACUUUUAUUUUCCACUGUGUUACUGUCAUAUAUGAAAUGAAUGAAUUGGAAGCUCUUCUUAUUUCUA
Molecule: messenger RNA, 2170 nt
Organism: Cucumis melo (muskmelon)
Lineage: Eukaryota; Viridiplantae; Streptophyta; Magnoliopsida; Cucurbitales; Cucurbitaceae
Product: isocitrate lyase
Exons: 3
Coding region: 168-1898 (576 amino acids)
Biological process (GO): carboxylic acid metabolic process
Cellular component (GO): glyoxysome
Molecular function (GO): isocitrate lyase activity
Source: RefSeq, a predicted model, not a curated record